UUGUGUUCUCUGUCUUGUCCCAGAAUCCUUUACCAACGUUGCGUCUUGGCAAGUCAUCUGAUGUGCGUCAAGGUGAAUUUGUGGUUGCCAUGGGGAGCCCCUUUUCUCUUAAAAACACCAUCACAUCUGGCAUCGUCAGCUCUGCUCAGAGAGGCAGUAAAGAACUGGGUCUCUCCAACUCCAACAUGGACUACAUCCAGACGGACGCUACCAUAGAUUUUGGAAAUUCAGGAGGGCCUCUCAUAAACCUGGAUGGUGAGGUCAUCGGCAUUAAUACCAUGAAAGUGACAGCAGGGAUUUCCUUCGCUAUUCCCUCAGACAGAGUCCGUCUCUUCCUAGACCGAUCUGUAGAUAGAGUAAGAAUGACCUCACAGCUGCUUGCUUUUGUCUGUGACAUCAUUUUUUUCACUGACAGAUGGUUAUUGGGUCUUUUUUUCAGAGUCUUGGUUUGGAGAAUCGGGAUCGAAAAGGCGUUACAUUGGAGUGAUGAUGUUGACUUUGACCCCCAGUAUAAUCGAAGAGCUAAGGAUGCGAGACCCGUCCUUCCCUGAUGUUUCUCAUGGAGUUCUCAUCCACCGUGUGAUU
Danio rerio (zebrafish) is the source of this 585-nucleotide messenger RNA. The record is from RefSeq and is a predicted model, not a curated record. NCBI's taxonomy places the organism in Eukaryota, Metazoa, Chordata, Actinopteri, Cypriniformes, Danionidae.